CCGUCCACGGGGAAAGCCCAGGGCUUUACAGGGAAUCCGAGCCACAGGGACCCGGCGGUGCGAGAGGCGGGGCUGGGGGCCGCUGCUCGACAUCCAUUCACUCAACACUCACUGGGCAUGUACGGAGCCCAAACCAGGCACCGAGGAAGAGAGAAUCAUCACCGAUAGCGAGAGCCGUUCGCUGGCAUUUCCGGAGACAUUUACCAUUUCCAGAACUUUUCAAGAAUCCUUUACCUCGUCUGACCUCGCUUGGUCAGAAGUCUGCCAAGUGGGGGUUGCAGAUGAGGAAGCCGAGGAUCAGUGGGCGGAACGACCUCACCACGCAGCGGGGCAGCCUCUAGGCUGGCGGGCUCGGCGGGACGCCGGGCCUGGGACCGCUCCCGGUUACCGUGGCGACCAGCGAGCCCGCGGCGGCUUCCGUAGUCGGCGGCGGUCACGGUCGCGGGCGCGCACCGGGGCGGUCUGCACCGCGCUCCGGCGUCACAUGACCGGCUCUAGGGCAAGAUGGCGGCGGCCGCGAUGCAGUGCCGGGGCUGAGUGACAGCGAGUGUAGGGGGCUUCUACCCGGGUCUCCUCCCCUCGCAGGUGGAAUCGUCGGUGGGACCGGAGCGCGGGUGGGCGCGGCCCCCCAGGACCAUGUCCGGGUCCGACACCGCGCCCUUCCUCAGCCAGGCGGAUGACACGGACGACGGGCUGGUUCCCGGCACCCCUGGGUUACCGGGGGCCCCGGGGAACCCGAAGUCCGAGGAUCCCGAGGUCCCGGACCGGGAGGGGCUGCAGCGCAUCACGGGCUUGUCUUCGGGCCGCUCGGCUCUCAUAGUGGCCGUGCUGUGCUACAUCAACCUCCUCAAUUACAUGGACCGCUUCACCGUGGCUGGCGUCCUUCCAGACAUCGAGCAGUUCUUCAACAUUGGAGACAGUAGCUCGGGCCUCAUCCAGACCGUGUUCAUCUCCAGUUACAUGGUGUUGGCGCCUGUGUUUGGCUACCUGGGUGACAGGUACAAUCGGAAGUACCUCAUGUGCGGGGGCAUUGCCUUCUGGUCCCUGGUGACACUGGGGUCGUCCUUCAUCCCCAGAGAGCGAUUCUGGCUGCUUCUCCUGACCCGGGGCCUAGUGGGGGUCGGGGAGGCCAGUUACUCCACCAUCGCACCCACUCUCAUCGCUGACCUCUUCGUGGCGGACCAGCGGAGUCGGAUGCUCAGCGUCUUCUACUUCGCCAUCCCAGUGGGCAGUGGGCUGGGUUAUAUUGCAGGUUCCAAAGUGAAGGAUGUGGCUGGUGACUGGCACUGGGCUCUGAGGGUGACACCAGGUCUAGGAGUGGUGGCUGUUCUGCUGCUGUUCCUGGUAGUACGGGAGCCGCCAAGAGGGGCUGUGGAGCGCCACUUGGACUCACCACCCUUAAACCCCACCUCGUGGUGGGCGGAUCUGAGGGCUCUGGCAAGAAACCCUAGUUUCAUCCUGUCUUCCCUGGGCUUCACUGCUGUGGCCUUUGUCACGGGCUCCCUGGCUCUCUGGGCUCCUGCGUUCUUGCUGCGUUCCCGUGUGGUCUUGGGGGAGACCCCACCCUGCCUUCCUGGAGACUCCUGCUCUUCCUCUGACAGCCUCAUCUUCGGGCUCGUCACCUGCCUGACUGGGGUCCUGGGUGUGGGCCUGGGUGUGGAGGUCAGCCGCCGCCUCCGCCGCUCCAACCCCCGGGCUGACCCACUCGUCUGUGCUGCUGGCCUCCUGGGCUCCGCACCCUUCCUCUUCCUCUCUCUUGCCUGUGCCCGUGGUAGCAUCGUGGCCACCUAUAUUUUCAUCUUUGUUGGAGAGACACUGCUGUCCAUGAACUGGGCCAUUGUGGCUGACAUUCUGCUGUACGUGGUGAUCCCCACACGACGUUCUACCGCCGAGGCCUUCCAGAUUGUGCUGUCCCACCUGCUGGGUGAUGCUGGGAGCCCCUACCUCAUUGGCCUGAUCUCCGACCGCCUCCGCCGGCGCUGGCCACCCUCCUUCUUGUCCGAGUUCCGGGCCCUGCAGUUCUCGCUCAUGCUGUGCGCCUUCGUCGGGGCGCUGGGUGGUGCAGCCUUCCUGGGCACUGCCAUCUUCAUUGAGGGUGACCGUCAGCGAGCCCACUUGCAUGUGCAGGGUCUGCUACGUGAGGCAGGGCCCGCAGAUGACCGUAUCGUGGUGCCCCAGCGAGGCCGCUCCACCCGGGUCCCUGUGUCCAGUGUGCUCAUCUGAGGGGCUGUCACUCACCCACCUGCACACCUACCCCAUGAGGUGCCAGGCCCAAACCCUCAGCCUGGCCCAGCUUCUGGGAGGAGCCUUGGGCCGUGUUCCAGCUCCCACACACUACACGGGUAGCCAAGUGAGGGGUGGUGGGGGUCUGGGAGGGUGGUCCCCCUCCACUGGAGCAGCCCCAGGGGUUCGGUGCUAUUUGUAACUAAAUAAAAUUUGUAGCCAGA
This is a messenger RNA of Equus quagga, 2447 nucleotides long. RefSeq names its product SPNS lysolipid transporter 1, lysophospholipid (gene SPNS1). Gene Ontology annotation, cellular component: membrane. The transcript is spliced from 13 exons. Lineage: Eukaryota; Metazoa; Chordata; Mammalia; Perissodactyla; Equidae. Gene Ontology annotation, molecular function: transmembrane transporter activity. Gene Ontology annotation, biological process: transmembrane transport. Bases 637 to 2223 code for a protein of 528 amino acids. The record is from RefSeq and is a predicted model, not a curated record.